Messenger RNA from Loxodonta africana (African savanna elephant), 1450 nucleotides. It is a transcript of the gene GABRA6, whose product is annotated as gamma-aminobutyric acid type A receptor subunit alpha6. Gene Ontology annotation, molecular function: inhibitory extracellular ligand-gated monoatomic ion channel activity; GABA-A receptor activity; benzodiazepine receptor activity. Gene Ontology annotation, cellular component: synapse; dendrite membrane; plasma membrane. Gene Ontology annotation, biological process: signal transduction; nervous system process; chloride transmembrane transport. Bases 89 to 1450 code for a protein of 453 amino acids. The record is from RefSeq and is a predicted model, not a curated record. Lineage: Eukaryota; Metazoa; Chordata; Mammalia; Proboscidea; Elephantidae. The transcript is spliced from 9 exons.
AUUGCUCUCGUUGAUUGGCAAAGAGGAGGUAGUAGGAGGGAAGAGCAUACCAGGAGGAGGGUGAACGGGGCAUUUUGGUUUUGGUAAGAUGGCAUCGCCUCUGCCCUGGCUCUACUUUAUUCUAUGGCUAGAUACCACUCUGGGGAAUCUCAAAGAAGAAGGAAACCUAUACUCACAGAACAUCAGCCGGAUCCUGGACAAUCUGCUUGAAGGCUACGAUAAUAGACUGCGACCGGGAUUUGGUGGUGCUGUCACCGAAGUCAAAACAGACAUUUAUGUGACCAGUUUUGGGCCAGUGUCAGAUGUGGAGAUGGAGUAUACAAUGGAUGUUUUCUUUCGCCAAACUUGGACUGAUGAGAGGUUGAAGUUUGGGGGACCAACUGAGAUUCUAAGUUUGAAUAACUUGAUGGUCAGUAAAAUCUGGACACCUGACACUUUUUUCAGGAAUGGUAAAAAGUCCAUUGCUCAUAACAUGACAACGCCUAAUAAGCUCUUCAGAAUCAUGCAGAACGGAACCAUUCUGUAUACCAUGAGGCUUACUAUCAAUGCUGACUGUCCCAUGAGGCUGGUUAACUUUCCUAUGGAUGGGCAUGCUUGUCCACUCAAGUUUGGCAGCUAUGCUUACCCCAAAAGUGAAAUCAUAUAUACAUGGAAAAAGGGACCACUUUACUCUGUAGAAGUCCCAGAAGAAUCUUCAAGCCUCCUCCAGUAUGAUCUGAUUGGACAAACAGUAUCUAGUGAGACAAUUCAAUCUAAUACUGGUGAAUACGUAAUAAUGACAGUUUAUUUCCACUUGCAAAGAAAGAUGGGCUACUUCAUGAUACAGAUAUAUACUCCGUGCAUUAUGACGGUCAUUCUUUCCCAGGUGUCUUUCUGGAUUAAUAAGGAGUCUGUCCCGGCAAGAACUGUCUUUGGGAUCACCACUGUUUUAACCAUGACCACUCUGAGCAUCAGUGCCAGGCACUCCUUGCCAAAAGUGUCGUAUGCAACUGCCAUGGAUUGGUUCAUAGCUGUUUGCUUUGCUUUUGUCUUCUCUGCUCUGAUUGAGUUCGCCGCUGUCAACUACUUCACCAAUCUUCAGACCCAGGAGGCCAAGAGGAAUGCACAGAUUGCAGCCCCACCACCAGUGACGAUAUCAAAAGCAAAGGAACCCUUGGAAGCUAAGAUUGUUUUGCAUCCGGAUUCCAAGUACCAUCUGAAGAAAAGGAUCACUUCUCUUACCUUGCCAAUAGUUCCGUCUUCUGAGUCCAGCAAAGUCCUUACUAGAGUACCCAUCUUACAACCUACACCUCUUACACCCCCACCACUCUCUCCAGACUUUGGGGGCACCAGUAAAAUUGACCAGUAUUCUCGAAUUCUCUUCCCAGUUGCAUUUGCAGGAUUCAACCUUGUAUACUGGAUAGUUUAUCUUUCCAAAGACACUAUGGAAGUGAGUGGCAGCGUUGAAUAG